CCUCUCCUCUCCCUCCUCCCCUCCGGCCAUCUCCGCCGCCAACAUCGCUAGCUAGCUUAACAAUCCCGGCAAUCAACUUCUUUAGCCAGCUCCCUGUUUUGCUCGCCACCAUUCCUGUUCUAGCGAGUUUCUGGAGCUCGUGACCGGAGGAUAAUGAGCGUGAAUCCUGGAGGCUGCUACACCGUAUUCAUCGCCGCGUCGCCGCUGGACCUCGAGAAGCCCAACAAGAGCUUCUACUUCUGGAUCUUCCAAAUCUUCAACCGAUACGAUUACUGCCUCUCCACCUGACUCCAUUCCCUUAAUUUCCUUCCUUCCUUCGCCACGAUUCUAGAUUUCUAGUGUCCUGCCUCGAGUAUUUGUGAUCGGCAGUUGACGCUAUAUAUACGACUAUACAUACAUACAUACCGUUAUUAGGUAGUCAGGCAGUGCAAGCACAAGCUUAAGUAGCAUCAUCUGCUCCUCCUGGGUUUGGGCUGGGUUACUGUUGGAUCGAACUGCCCAAGAUAUUUGAAUUGGCUGCAAGUUUCACACGAGCAACAACAACCAGCAUGGGCACCAUGACUCUGCCGCCCGGCUUCAGGUUCCACCCCACCGACGACGAGCUCGUCGGCUACUACCUCAAGCGGAGGGUCGACAACCUCAAGAUCGAGCUCGAGGUCAUCCCCGUCAUCGACCUCUACAAGUGCGAGCCAUGGGAGUUGCCAGAGAAGUCGUUCCUGCCCAAGAGGGACCUGGAGUGGUUCUUCUUCGUGCCGCGGGACCGCAAGUACCCCAACGGGUCGCGCACCAACCGGGCGACCACCACGGGCUACUGGAAGGCCACCGGCAAGGACCGCAAGGUGUCGUGCGACGGCGGCGCCGUGUGCGGCGUCAGGAAGACGCUGGUGUUCUACAAGGGCCGGGCCCCCGGCGGCGAGCGCACCGACUGGGUCAUGCACGAGUACCGCCUCUGCCAGGACCUCCUCCACGGCGCGUCCAACUUCAUCGGCGCCUACGCGCUCUGCCGCGUCAUCAAGCGCACCGAGGCCGGCCUCCUGCACGGCGACGCGGCAGCCAAGGCGAAGCCAUGCCACCAGCAGAUGACCAAGGUCGGGAGCAGCUCGUCCCUGGUCACCACGGACCAGCAGCUGGGCUCCCUCACGCCCAGCCCUCCGCGCCUCGACAUCGUCGGCAACGCCUUCCAGCUCCACACCUCCCCGUCUCCUCUGUACGGAGGGGAGGUGGUGUCCGGCAUGGGUGCGCCUCUGGGGUUCCCGCAGCAGGACGCCGCCGCCACAUUCUUCGUCGACGCCGACCUCGCCGGCGCAGGCGAGACGACGCAGUCGCACAUGCCUUUCUUCGGAGACAUGGGCGUGGUCUCGGACCACGAGCUCAGAUGGGACACCUUGCCGCCCUACGCCAACAACACCUUCUCCACCACCGCCGUCGCCGGCGCGGCGGAGCUCUGGAACCCGGCGGCACCGAACGCCGCCGCCCCGAUGCUGUGCAGGGAGGAGAGCGACGACCUGGCGGCGUUUUUCUCGUCCUUGGACGAGAACAACAUGGUGGUCUACUGAAGCUCCCAUUUCACACCCAAGAAAAAGAUGGUAGAAGUAAUUUCGGCAACAGAGGAAAUAAUUGAUUACGGAAACCUAAUUGCUCUCGGCAACGGCGGUAUAUUUUUAGCCAGUGUACGGGGUCGUAUACCGUAUGUGUCAGCGUAUGUGUGUGUGUGUGUGUGUGUCUUGGAUUCGGAGUGACGGCCUAUUUUAGCACUGUCUUCGCUCGCUGUGGCACGACACUUCCAUCUCAUUACUGUGGUUCAGUCUCUCUGCUAGCUGCUGCUGCUGCAAUUAACGCAGCAAUAUGUUGUACUCCCUUUCUUUCCGAUUUGCUAUAAUAUAAGUACUUAUAACCUUCUUUAGAAAAUGGACCAUUGUUUGUGCGAGCAUGUAAUUUUUUAGCA
Molecule: messenger RNA, 1945 nt
Organism: Hordeum vulgare subsp. vulgare (domesticated barley)
Lineage: Eukaryota; Viridiplantae; Streptophyta; Magnoliopsida; Poales; Poaceae
Product: NAC domain-containing protein 86-like
Exons: 3
Coding region: 549-1556 (335 amino acids)
Biological process (GO): regulation of DNA-templated transcription
Molecular function (GO): DNA binding
Source: RefSeq, a predicted model, not a curated record